AUGAAAACAUCCGGGCCCCGGCACCUAGAGGGGCGGCACCCACUAGACCACCCCUCCCGACGUGUGGAGUCUCAAGCCAGCCGAAGGUCCUCCGACCCUCAGCGGGCCACUCCACUUAAGGGACGCUUAACCGGACCAGUCUACCAUCUGCAGAACGGGGACACAGGGUCCAGAAGUGUCCCACCUCCAAGCCAGGCAGCUGGUGAAUGGCACAGCGCGGCAUUUUGGGUGUUGGUGGUAGGAGCUUCAGCUCUUGUGGCGGCCGCGCUGGCAGCCUUUGCGUGCUGGGCUACUCGUCGGCGGUCCGCUCUUGCCCACAAACUCGGUGGAAAACGAGGUCCAGACAAGGCGCUAGUGUUCCAGCCUCCUCGCCGAGCUACCGCUGUACGAUCCCCGGGAUCUGCCACCCACUACCUGCGCAAGUCUCCCUCACCUACCGCCGCCGCCCCACCGCCCGCUACCUCGCCGCCCCAGCCACAACCACCAGCUAAUCCGCCCUCUGGUGGCAACAGUCCCCACACGCCCACAGCACCAGAACCAGCGCCGCUGAGCAAGGAGCUCGCUGAUGCUAACGCUACUGAGAAACCUAAACCAAUUGAACCAGAAUCAAAUGAUGGAAAACUUGGAGAACUCCACUUUAAACUACGGUAUGAAAACGAGAAGAGCGCCCUUGUCGUGUCGGUGGUAUCUUGCCAAGGCCUGCCUGGUCGCGAGCCCGCUGGCCCCGACCCGUAUGUCAAGCUACAACUAUUGCCUGAUAAACAGCAUAAAGUAAAGACCAGAGUCGUACGGAAGACCCGCUGCCCGGUGUACGAUGAGGACUUCACGUUCUACGGCAUCGCUCCUCACCAGCUCGCUGCGAUCACCCUACACUUUGUUGUAUUGAGCUUUGACAGAUACUCCCGCGAUGAAAUUAUUGGAGAAGUUGUGGCGCCACUGUCAAACCAGCAGUUGCACAGUGGCGAGGCUACUGCCCUCUGCCGAGAGAUUCAGCCUCGAAGUCUAAAGAUGCGUAGUGUCGGUCGCGGCGAGGUGUUGGUCUCGCUGUGCUGGCAGCCCGCCGCCGCUCGACUCACCGUAGUUCUGCUUAAAGCGCGUAAUCUACCCAAAAUGGAUGUCACCGGACUUGCUGAUCCAUACGUUAAGAUGUACCUGCUGUACAACGGGCAGCGCAUCGCCAAGAAGAAGACGCACGUGAAGAAACGCACGCUGAACCCCGUGUUCAACGAGUCGUUCGUGUUCGAGGUGCCCGCCGCGCCCAACGCCACGCUCGACCACGUGGCGCUCGAGCUGCUCGUGCUCGACUGGGACCGCGUCACCAAGAACGAGGUGAUCGGUCGGCUCGAGCUGGGCGCGGAGGGCGCGGGCAGCGCGCGGCACCACUGGCGCGAGGUGCAGGCGGCGCCGCGCCGGCAGAUCGCCGACUGGCACAAGCUCAAGGAGUGA
Messenger RNA from Melitaea cinxia (Glanville fritillary), 1446 nucleotides. It is a transcript of the gene Syt4, whose product is annotated as synaptotagmin-4. Gene Ontology annotation, cellular component: synapse; membrane; axon. Gene Ontology annotation, molecular function: calcium ion binding; SNARE binding; calcium-dependent phospholipid binding. Gene Ontology annotation, biological process: regulation of dopamine secretion; regulation of calcium ion-dependent exocytosis; vesicle fusion. NCBI's taxonomy places the organism in Eukaryota, Metazoa, Arthropoda, Insecta, Lepidoptera, Nymphalidae. Bases 1 to 1446 code for a protein of 481 amino acids. The transcript is spliced from 10 exons. The record is from RefSeq and is a predicted model, not a curated record.